Molecule: messenger RNA, 3246 nt
Organism: Paramecium tetraurelia
Lineage: Eukaryota; Ciliophora; Oligohymenophorea; Peniculida; Parameciidae
Exons: 2
Cellular component (GO): nucleus
Source: RefSeq, a predicted model, not a curated record
AUGAAAAAUACUGACUUAAUGCCAUCUGUUCCUUAUGAUGUUUCUCAUAAAUAUACCAUCAUUGAUGGAAAAGUUGACAAUUAUAAGGUUCUACCAAAUAAUCCACAAAUGAUCGAUUUUCCAGCAAAUGAAUACUCUUUAGCUUUGUGGUAUAAACAAUUCCAAAAAAUAAAUGAAAACAAAGAAACUGUUGUUAGAGUUACUUAGAAUCCUGUAGGUAAGGUAACCGACUCUUCUUGGAUUGGUGAUAGAACUCUUGCCUUUUUUAAAAUUAAUAAAGAUAAUAUGGAGUUCUCUACUUACACUCUAUUGAAAGGUAUGAACUUUGGUAUUCCCUACAAUUGCUAGAUACCAGAAUUAAGCCAACACAAUUGGUCAUUUAUCUAUAUGGGAUAUAGCAAAAGCAAAUAAAAGUUCUAUUACUAUCUCUCAGUGGAUGAAUACGUCUGCAAAAGCGAAGAAAUUAUCCUACAUGCCAUAAGUGACAGACUCUGGAUCUAUGUAGGCAGUGACAACAUCCAAUAAAGAUUUGAAGGCAAUUUAGCUUAAAUUGCUCUUACAAUAGGUCCAGGUUCUUAUACUAAUAGUAAGAUACCAUUUUUACCUGAAUAUCUUGUUGCUGAUAAAUUAUUCCCCAAAUAGAAGAAAAUUACAUGGGAGAAGAAUGAACAAGUAAUGCUAGCAUCAGAUGGUGAUGAAACUAUUAGUUCCAUGAAAGUUGAAUUAUUUAAUGGAUUCCAAUAUCCAUUUGAUUAAAUGUCAGAAUAUGCUUUUGGUAUGUGGACUCGUUAUCUCACGACUCUUCCCACUAGAUAACUAUCUAAGCCAGCUUUAAUGCAAUUAGCACGAUUGUCAAUCAACAAAUAAAUAACAGAUGGUGUGAUAAAAACUGGAGACAGAGUUCUAGCAACGCAUAUUGUAUUCAACUAUUAUUAAUUAUCAACCUAUGAUUUGAACACUGAUACUGGAAUACAACAAAAGUUUAUGAAAUACAAUCAAUUAGAAGGUAUUUGGAGAUAUAUCUAUAUGGGUUACAGCAAAGAUAUCGAGACUAUUUCAUGUUAUACUUUUGAUACUACAAUAACAGAAACUAAAAUAGAUAAGAUCUUACAUAAACCAUUAACUGAUUACUUACUGUUUAGAGUUGGAAAGGAAGAUACUAUCACAGGUUUCUAAGGAAGCAUUACGAAGAUUAUGUUGUCUCUAGGUCCUGGAUCCUAUAUUCGAUAAUAAGAUCAAUUCAAGUCUCAGAUAGAGACUACCUUCUCUUUGCCCUUUUAGUUGACAUAAGAAUACACUGAUAAGGAGAAGCAUGGGAAAUUUGAAAUAAUUGAAGAUGUCAAUUAGAUCGAUAUUACUAAUGGCAUUCAAUUUGAAGGGAAUAGAUGGAGUGGAAUCAGUGAAUAUGCUUUUAGUGGAUGGAUUAAGCCAACUGGUACAGGAAAUACAGAUUGUUAAUUAAUUUUAAGAUUGACGAAUAAUAAUGCAGAAAUUUUGAAUGAUAGGAAAUCUUAGGGAGACAGAACUCUACACAUUACUAUUUGCAACACUCAACUAAUUAAAUAUUCCACAUACACACUGGUAGAUCUAAAAGAUGCAAAUGAACCAAAAUUUAUGGAUGGUCAAUUAGAAUUGAAUGAUUACAAUUAUGCUUGGAAUUAUAUCUAUAUGGGUUACAAUCAAAGAACGAGAGAAGUCCAUUGUCUAUUGCAUACUUUGAUUGAAGACAAACCAAUAACCUGGGAAUAAGUGUAGCAUUACGUACCUAAUUAUUUGGGAUUGUACAUUGGAUAAGAUAAAUUUACUAGUAAAUUUAUUGGAUAAAUGAACAAAUGGACAGCAGCCUAUGGAUUGGGUGGCUUUGUAAGUCUGAAGAAGAAUGGUUAUUAGUAACUAUUACCAUAUUAUGGUCUGGUUUAGCCAAAUAAAUAAUUCUAAUGGAAUUCAAAUAAAGAUACUGUGAUAUAAACACCAGAAUUCAUUGUUUAAGAAUUUACUAAUGAAAUUGAUUCCAUAACAGAGUAUGCUGUUGGUAUAUGGACGAGAUGGUUAACAGAUUUCCCAGACCAUUUAGUGGAGAGAAAGGAUUCUCAUUCUAUUUUUAGAUUCACUGCUAAGAGAGAACAUUAAGACAAAUCAUAAAUAUAGGAUAGAGUCCUGAGUGCAUUUUUGAAUAAGGGAUCGUAUGAAUUCAGCAGUUAUGACAUUGCAACCAACAACUUUGCUGCAAACAGUCUGGCUGCAUAUGAUUAGAUUGAAGGAUCAUGGAAUUUUAUAUAUAUGGGAUAUAAAGAUGGUUAAACAGUUGGCAUAAUAAUAGUGAGAGACACAGCCAAAGCUUUGAAAGUAGAGUUUGCAACUAAACACAUACCUUUAGUAGGAUAUGCUAAGUUGUUGAUUGGUGUGUCUGAAUUUGGACAUGGUUAGUUUCAUGGUUGGCUCUAUGAUCCACGUCUAUAUCUAGGAUAAGGUAGCUUUAUUAAUGAAAGCCAGAAGGUUGUAGAUCUACUCUAAAAGAUUCAUCGUAAGCUACCCUUACCUGCAGUGGAUUUAGCUGAUUUCAAGUGGUCAAUUCCUUAAAUGGAUACGACUGAAAAUUUAAAGACUGGUUACAUAGAUUAUAAGUUUGAGGAUAAGUAAGAAUCCAUUGAAUACUCCUAUGGAAUGUGGAUACAAUAGUCUCCUUUAUUACCUGGUAUGCCAACAGUUCCUAGAUUAAUCGCCAGAUUAUCAACAAACCAUCCUUAAUUUAUGAAGGACAUGUAGUUGGGAGAUAGAACACUUCUUGUUAGUAUGUUAAAUGAGAAAUUGAGUUAUAAUACUUAUAAAUUAUUGGACACUCCCUAAUUUGAAUAAAAAGUGGAAGAAAUCCAAGUGGAAUAAUUAUAAUGGACUUAUGUAUUUUUCUAGUACAAGAAAGGAAAUGCGUUGGCUUAUGCUUUAUAAGUCAAGUAAGCAUAACAAAAAAAGAUUGAAUCUCUUCACAUUAUACCAAAUGUGUUUUAUUUCUAUUUAAUUAAGGAUCAAAAUUUUGCAGAAUUCUAUGGAAAAUUGAGUGAUGUGAAAGUAUUCUUUGGCUCUAGCAGUUACUUCGAAGACCCUUAAGUUACAAUAGAGAAAUGGCCAUUUGAUAAGAAAUAUUUACAACCCGUUUCUGAAUAACCUAUUAAUAAUCAGCAAAUAACUUCAGCAAAAAUAUCUAGAAAUAUGGAUAUCAAAAAUGAAAGGUACGUUGAAGAUUAUUGA